AUGACCGGAUUCAUCAAGGACCAAUGGUCCUGUAUCCCUCCCGUCGUCCGUGCCGACCUCUCAGGCCAGACCGUAGUGGUCGUCGGCGCCAACGUAGGCAUCGGUCUUGAGGCAUCAGUCCACUUUGCGUCCAUGGGUCCUGAGCGCCUCAUCAUAGCGUGUAGGAGCGAGGGCAAGGGCAAGAACGCUGUAGAAGAGAUUGAACAGAGGACUGGCUUCAAACAUACGGAGCUGUGGCUCCUCGAUCUUUCGUCGUUCACGUCUGUUAGGGCAUUUGCCGACCGCUUUGAGCGCGAGGCUGGUGCACUCGAUAUACUAGCGAUGAAUGCAGGCGUGUUGCCCGCCGAAUACGAGGCCACCGUGGAUGGAUGGGAGAACUGUACCCAAGUAAACCAUCUCUCGACGUCGCUCCUACCCCUUCUCCUCCUACCACGCAUGGUCGAAGCGGGAAAGAAGCGAGGUCGAGCAGCAAGACUUGUCAUUACUGCGAGUGACGUUCACUAUUGGGCCUCCCUCUCUCCAUCUGUCCAGGAAUCUCCGACGCCGCUUAAGCUCUUCGGGAGUAAGGAGUAUUGCACACCCGAAGUGAUGAAAUCUAGGUACUACGAUAGCAAGCUUCUGAAUGUGCUGCACACCCGGGCCCUCGCCGCCCACCUCCGCACGCUCUCAGAGACACCCGUUACGCCCGUAGCCGUCAACCCCGGCUUCUGCUGGUCGCAGCUCAGACGCGAUAUGCCAUCUAACCCGACUAUGUGGCUCGCUGAACACGGACUUGCGUGGCAUCCUGAGAAAGGUGCCCGUCAGCUCGUGUUCGCCGCGCUCGGUAAGCGCGGUCGGGAAGCCAAUAGAAAGAGCAAGAGCAAGCAUAGUGGCGAGCCCUCCCCUGAAGAGGAUGAGAUAACGAUGCGCGGGGCGUAUGUGAGCAUGGGCACGACGCAGGAAGUGAGCGACUGGGUGCUUGGGGAGGAAGGCGUAAGGAUGCAGGAGAGGAUAUGGAAAGAGACCAUUGAGAUUCUGAAGGGUGUUGAUCCGCGGGUGGAAGGUAUAGUGCAGGAGUUCCUGUACGCCUAG
Messenger RNA from Coniophora puteana RWD-64-598 SS2, 1071 nucleotides. Its product is annotated as short-chain dehydrogenase. The record is from RefSeq and is a predicted model, not a curated record. The coding region runs from base 1 to 1071 and encodes 356 amino acids. The transcript has 4 exons. Lineage: Eukaryota; Fungi; Basidiomycota; Agaricomycetes; Boletales; Coniophoraceae.